Molecule: messenger RNA, 1595 nt
Organism: Kockovaella imperatae
Lineage: Eukaryota; Fungi; Basidiomycota; Tremellomycetes; Tremellales; Cuniculitremaceae
Exons: 5
Coding region: 191-1342 (383 amino acids)
Biological process (GO): transport
Molecular function (GO): transmembrane transporter activity
Source: RefSeq, a predicted model, not a curated record
GGAGCUCGUCGUCAACUUCUUCGGCCUUGGCCUUGGCCAGUCUCAACAAUGGUCAAGUGCCGCUGACUUCCGCUGCCAGCACUUCAUCUUCGGCGGGAGCAGCUCUGACCCGGUCACUGUUCUUGUACCUUGGCAAGUGGCCGAAUUGUUGGAUAUCAGUCGACGCAGACUGACUUUUGGUCUAGGAUUCAUGUUCCGAAGACCUUCGAAACUGUUCCGACCGUCCAGAGUGGACACUUUCGGAGGUCUGAAGCACCUCGCCUUGUCGACUGAUCAGAAUCUGUCGGCCUCCUUCAUUCGCUCAUUGAUGAGCAGCAAGCAGGGACUUAUCGCUGUGACACUGACCAUCCUUCCGCCCUUACUCAUCAAUACCACCCUUGGAUUUCUCCUGUUCACUUCUCAUUCCUUCUUCUCCCUGUCGCUUGCCAAAUUGCCUUUCUUUCAUCACCCCCAUGAUCCGACCUCCUCAUCAUCAAAUUAUCACCCUUCCCACCUCGACCUAUCUGAGACAGAUGGGACGGAUCGCAUCAAUCUCCAUACGCUCAUGACUGGACCGAGUGUCAUCCCUUAUCACCCAACGCUUUUAUCCGCCAUCGCCGGUGCGGGAGCUGGUCUCCUCCAAGGCGCAGCUUUUACACCCAUCGAAAAUGUCGUCAAACUUUUGCGCGACUCCGCCAGCUCCAUAACAUCUAUCCUACUCCGCGUACUUCAGCUACCCCUUCCAAAGCCUGCUACGACUGUGAAUACGCCUGCAUCUCCUCUUCAAGCCCUAAAGCAGUUUUUAUCAAGCGAAAGCUGGGUCAAGAGUCCAUCUUGGUGGACAGGAUGGAGGUGGGCGAUGGCUCGAGACGCCAUCAGCUACAGUGUAUUCUUCGCUGCCUUCGAUGUGACUCGUCGUGUCGCUCUGCGUGUCAGAGGGUUCAUGACCGGAACCUAUGAGCAAUCAUGGUCAAAUUUUAUCCUCUUUUCACCUCGACAGCCCACUCCUAACGAUGAAGACAGCUCAGGGCACGCUCCGACUUCCGCUCGAGUUGCUCAAGCAGUGACUAUCGUCACGGGCGGUGUAAUGGCUUCAGUAGCUGCAGAAGUCGUCUCAAGACCAAUACGGGCCAGUCAAAAGAUCCUCUCCGGUCCAGAAGCACUGUCGAGUCGGUAUCCACUCCUGCACACGUACAAGACUCAGGGGAUCAAGCCCUUCAUCCGAUCAGAGACUUCCCUUGCUCGGAUAGCUUCAGAAAGUCCAUUGCGUCGAGCGGUCAAACGGCUAGGGUGGAGAAUGGCAGCUGUUGGCCCUUGGGGAUUUGGUUUUCUCGUUUGGGCGUGGGUAGGAGGAGAAGUAUAAACUGCAAUCCAGCGGCAUCCCUGUAGCAUAGUUUUCUUGAUUCACAUCGUUAUCACCAUAAACCUAUGAAUGAACCUAUAGACCAAGCUAAAGUGAUGCUUCCGACUGGCAAGAUCCCGACGUAGACGAUAAGAUCCUGCCAUAAUCUUCUGCCUAAUCUUCUCUUCUGUAAUUGCCUCUCCUUCCUGGCCAGCAAGACAUCUGUUGACGGGUCGUUCAGACUGUCUGAACGAGAAUGAGCUCUAGGUAAAUC